AUGAAAAGUUUUAUAAAUAUUACUCUUUCCUUAUUUUUGUUACAUUUAUAUAUUUAUAUAAAUAAUGUUGCUAGUAAAGAAAUUGCAAAAAAAUAUAAUUUUAACUUAAGAAAUGCAAUAUUGAAUAAUAAUUCUCAAAUAGAAAAUGAAGAAAAAAAUAUAAAAUAUGAAUUAAAUGAACAAAAUGAUGAAAAUGUAAAUACUACAAUUACUGGUAAUGAUUUUAGUGGUGGAGAAUUUAUUUGGCCUGGUUAUACGGAAGAAUUCAAAGCUAAAAAAGCUUCCGAAGAUGCUGAAAAAGUUAAAAAAGCUUCAGAAGAUGCUGAAAAAGCUGCUAAAGAUGCUGAAAACGCUUCAAAAGAGGCAGAAGAAGCUGCUCAAGAAGCAGUAAAAUUAAAGGAAUCCGAUGAAUCUUAUACAAAAGCAAAAGAAGCUUGUACAGCUGCUUCAAAGGCAAAGAAAGCUGUUGAAACUGCUUUAAAGGCAAAAGAUGAUGCUGAAAAAUAUUCAGAAGCUGAUAGUAUUUCUGAAAAAACAAAAGAAUAUGCUGAAAAAGCAAAAAAGGCAUAUGAAAAGGCAAAAAAUGCUUAUCAAAAAGCAAACCAAGCUGUUUUAAAAGCAAAAGAAGCUUCUAGUUAUAAUUAUAUUUUAGGUUGGGAAUUUGGAGGAGGCGUUCCAGAACACAAAAAAGAAGAAAAUAUGUUAUCACAUUUAUAUGUUUCUUCAAAGGAUAAGGAAAAUAUAUCUAAGGAAAAUGAUGAUGUAUUAGA
Molecule: messenger RNA, 770 nt
Organism: Plasmodium reichenowi
Lineage: Eukaryota; Apicomplexa; Aconoidasida; Haemosporida; Plasmodiidae
Product: merozoite surface protein 3
Exons: 1
Source: RefSeq, a predicted model, not a curated record